Molecule: messenger RNA, 2153 nt
Organism: Pomacea canaliculata
Lineage: Eukaryota; Metazoa; Mollusca; Gastropoda; Architaenioglossa; Ampullariidae
Product: nucleoside diphosphate-linked moiety X motif 6-like
Molecular function (GO): ADP-ribose diphosphatase activity; NADH pyrophosphatase activity; NAD binding
Source: RefSeq, a predicted model, not a curated record
UAAAGGGUUACUUCCCUUGCACUGUGUAGGGGACGUUAGUGAUGUAAGCGGUUAGAAUGGUGAUGAGGAUCAAAACAAACAGCUUAUAAAUCCAAGCACUUUAAGUUAGUUAUUCUAUGCUAGAAAUUCGUCGACCUUUAGGGAUUUAAUUUAUUUUGUGAGUGAACGAGGCGCAUCUAUGAUUUUUAUAGUGUUUUAUUAGUUGAUUCUUUCGUGCUCUGGAAGGUUGUUGUUAAUCGUCGUUUGGCUGGGAUUCCGAAGUACAGCUGACUCAGUGCCCACGGGGGUUGCUAAAUGCCUGACAUAAGCACUUCAUGCAAAGUUCAGCAUGAUUCCAAGUUACAGAUUGCAAAUAUGCAUGCUACUUUUGAAGAAGCUAAAAUUUCACCUUUGUAACGGUCCUCUUUCAAAAGUGCAUGUGACAUACUGCAGUAAUUCAACCGUUUCGUCACUUGCACCAUCAAGUUCUGUGCAGAAGACUGUACAGACACUUGCAUCAUUAAUGACUGGAAAGGUAGAUCACUUUAAUGGCAUAACAGUUGAUCUGUCACUCGUUCCUGCCAGUGUGGGUGUAGAUGAAUUCUUUAAUCAUUUGGGAGCAUCACUGCAAUCUUGGAGGGAUGAAGGAAGAAUUGCAGCAUGGUUGAUAGUUCCUAUCAACUGCAGUCAUCUUAUACCUGCAGCUGUGAAAUGUGGGUUUCUUUUCCACCAUGCAGAGGGGUCCAAAGCUGUGCUAAAACUCUGGCUAGAUUGCUCAAAGGAUGAUGCCACACCACAAUUUGCCACACACCAAGUGGGAGUGUCAGGCGUUGUCCUGCGAGAGGAAACUAGACAAGUGCUAGUGGUGCAAGACAGAAAUAGAAGGCGAACACUGUGGAAAUUUCCUGGUGGACUAGCUGAUUUAGGAGAAGACAUUGAGUCAACUGCAGUGCGUGAGGUAUUGGAGGAGACGGGAGUGCAAACAGAAUACCAGUCAGUUCUAGCGUUCAGACAGCAGCACGACCACCCUGGUGCCUUCGGACGAUCCGAUCUGUACGUCCUGUGCAGGCUGCGCCCAUUGACCUAUGAACUGCGACCCUGCGCACGCGAGAUACGCGAGUGCCGUUGGAUGACGGUGGAAGAGCUUCGCCUGGAGUCUAAUAAAUCGUCGAUCACCAAAAGAAUCACAGACAUUCUCCUUCAUGGAUUAGAGAACGGUUUUGAUAAAGUGGACAUCGUAAGUGAAGAGCACGAGUCUAUACACAAGGAUGGAGUAACAUUUAAACUGUUCUUUAGGCCACUCUCAAAAUGAUGCGCACGUUCAUCCAACGCUUUUAUUAUGUCUUCACAUGGUGUUGCUACGAUACCAUGCUGUUUUAUUACUUCGUCAGUACACACAAGUACUGCUUUAAUCCACAUUUAAUUAUUCAUAUUAUUAUUAGCUCCAGUGCGGUUGACAGGUUUAAUGAGGUCUGUGAUACACCAGCUAAACAGAUUAUAAACUGGUGCAAUAAAAUUAAUUUUUUCAUAUUGCUUUCGAUGAUUUGAGCUAACAUUGAUCACCGUGAAAUCUAGUUCAAGUGAUAUGUUUUACUGGCGUUUUAUGAUGGUUUUUUGAUAGGAAUAAUGUUUAUAUAUAUAUCCAUAAUAUCCACAAAAUAUUAACGGAUUAACUAGAAUUAUCUUAACCAAGUAUCUCUGAUUAUUCAUUGGACUGUAUGACGAAAAGAUUGUAUGAGACAGUGUGGUCGGCCACGUCAAAGGCUUGAUGGAUUUUUAGGAUAGUCAACAAUCGAAGCUGCCAUUUUUGGAACCACAUUAGAAAAUGUUUCUUUGUUAAAAAUUCUUGGCUACGUUUGUAGACAAAACCUGGGAAAUGAUUCGUCACUGUUAAGGCAAAUGGUGAACGUAAGUGGUUCAUCGUGACUAGGGUAUAGCAGGUAGAAGGCGGAGCCCAGCUCCCUUCUUCCGCCGCUUGUGUCUUCUCUUAUGCAUGAGGAACCCACCUGCUAGGCAGUCGGAAAGGAGGUGUUUUCCAGCCACAGUUUCCAGCAGGGUCUGGAAACAGGUAAAUGCUUCACAGUUGAACGUACCAUUCACUAAGAUACAGAGCCUUCCUAACCCACGUUCUUUCCCAGUGAAGGAUAUUUAAGAAAAUAAACCGAUUAAAAAAA